This is a messenger RNA of Misgurnus anguillicaudatus (oriental weatherfish), 755 nucleotides long. Lineage: Eukaryota; Metazoa; Chordata; Actinopteri; Cypriniformes; Cobitidae. The record is from RefSeq and is a predicted model, not a curated record.
CGUCACGCGGGCGUUUGUAUGAACAGCGUGUGUGUGAGGAAAUAUUAAUAAGUUUACAGUUGUGUUGUGUGAAUCUCUUAAAGUCUUACAGGAAUAAUGAAUGUUCAACCGUCAAACCCAAAUAAUCCUAUCGUGUUUUUCGACGUCAGUAUUGGCGGACAGGAAGUGGGCCGAAUGAAGAUCGAGCUGUUUGCUGACAUUGUGCCAAAGACUGCUGAAAAUUUUCGGCAGUUUUGCACUGGAGAAUUUAAGAAGGACGGUGUUCCCGUGGGCUAUAAAGGCUGCACGUUUCAUCGGGUCAUUAAGGACUUCAUGAUUCAGGGAGGAGAUUUUGUCAAUGGUGAUGGCACUGGUAUCUGCAGUAUUUACAGAGGACCGUUUGCAGACGAGAACUUCCGAAUGAAACAUUCAAGUCCUGGACUCUUGUCAAUGGCCAAUAGCGGGCCAGGAACAAAUGGCUGUCAGUUUUUUAUCACCUGCACAAAGUGUGACUGGCUGGACGGGAAACAUGUAGUAUUCGGAAAAGUGGUGGAUGGUUUGCUUGUCAUGAGAAAAAUUGAGAAUGUACCAACAGGACCCAACAACAAGCCCAAGCUGCCCAUUGUCGUUGCUCAGUGUGGGGAAAUGUGAUUUUCUUUUAUCAUCAGAUUGCUCUGUUUGGCUAUUUUGCAUCAAAAACUAUCUGGAACCAAACAAUUUUGCAUUUGUUUGCAAAUCUUCACGACCUUAUAAAAGACAAACGUGUAAACUUUCAA